UUAUUGUAGGUCAUGGGUCAACGCAAAAUAAAUGUCAACAAUUCACGGUAGAUAAUCAACAUUAGGAAUGAAACAGCCUUAAGCACAAUUUCUACCUAAUAUAUGAUAAUAUGACCUCUAACUCUACAUUACCUGUUGGAAAAUCUGCAAAUUUAAACAUGGUGAAACCCAAUCAGAGCCCUUUACAAACAUUACUCCAAAUAGGUUUACCGAAACAUCGAGCGGAAAAAGCACUUGCUGCAACAGGAAAUCAAAGUGCCGAAAUUGCAACCAACUGGCUUUUGUCUCAUGUAAAUGAUCCAUUUUUAGAUGACAAUUCUCCAAGAGAAUAUAUUUUAUAUGCAUGUCCAACAGGUCCGUUUUCAGAACAAUUAAAAGUAUUUUGGGAUAAGUCCUUAAAUAUUCAGGGAAGGAAUGGAGCCCAUAAUUUCACCCCCCAUAUAACUCUAGUCUCUUUCUUCAAGACACCUGAUGAGCAUGCUCCGUAUCUAGCUAAGUGCUUAGAAUCGGUUAUGGAAAGGGAUGGUGCAAUACUCAAUGAAAAUUUUAAACUUGAAGUUUAUACAUCUCGAAACUUUAUGGGGUUUUUUGUUGCUGAAGAACAUGCAGACUAUUUGAAGAGAAUAGCUAUGCAAUAUGUGAAAGAAGUUUCUAAUGCUAUCAUUAGUGACACAUAUGAACAUUUUGAUGCUCUGACAGCCUGUUUUCCAUGGUGCACAACCACUACUGCUAGAUGUAUACCCCGAGGCAGUAGAUCUUUAAGUCAUGAACCCCAUGCCAAAUCACUCCAUUUAACUUUAGCAUACCAAUUUCCAAAUAAUCAGUUUGAUGGUUUGAAAGCUUUAGUUGAUGAACUGGAUCCAAAUGCGACAGCAGAAUGGGAACUGAGAUUGUAUUCGAAAGACCCCCGAAUAAAUGGAAAACAAGUCUAUAAGGUCAUCCGGGAGUACAUACCCACUGAAACUGACGACCUUGAAUUGAAAAUUGGAGACUAUUUAUAUGUUAGUUCGGAAGCCUUGAACAGUUCCAUCUCAGACGACUGGUUGGAGGGAACCUCCUGGUCGACGGGCGCUAGUGGAUAUUUCCUGGAAAGUAAUACUUGCAGAGUUCCAGAAUCUGACGCCUGGACGCUUCAUAAGAGUAUACCUCUAAAUAAGUGCGAACAUUUGGAAGAUAUGGGGGAACGUCAUGAAGAGUUGUCCAACACGCAGAUGAAGGAGUUUAUGAAAGAUAGGAUGAUUGCCGAUUUGAGUAAUGUCGAGGCAACCACAACAAAUUAUAAGGUGAAAUCAAACCAACGUAGCAUAUUUGUUUUACGCCACGCGGAAAGAGUGGACUUCGUCUUCAGAAAAUGGAUUUCCCACUGCUUCGACGAUGCUGGAAACUACCUCAGAAAAGAUCUCAACCUGCCACAUUCUAUACCUUCCAGAAGAGAUGGACCAGAAGGCUACGGUAAAGAUAGUCCCAUUACUAACGUUGGUUGCUUCCACGCUAGAUCAAUUGGAGAAGUUUUCAAAUCCAAUGAUGUUAACAUCGAUCAUGUAUAUUGUUCUCCAAGUUUCAGAUGCGUUCAAACUCUGGAUGCUUUCUUGCAAGGAAUAGGUAAAAAGGAAAACAUCAAAAUUCGAGUAGAACCAUGCCUUUUUGAAUGGACACUGUGGUAUCCGAAAGUUCCAGAUUGGAUGUCAGUGGAUGAAUUAGUUUCAGCAGGUUACAAUAUCGACACCCAAUAUAAUUCAUUUAAGAAUGUUAGUGAUAUAAAAGUGCAUGAAACUAUCGAGAACUUCUAUGCCAGAAGUACUGAUUUUUUGAAGAAAGUCAUGGAUGACCAUCCAACUGGCAAUGUUCUUCUAUUAGGUCAUUCUGCAACCUUGGAUACUAUGACAAGGCAUCUGGUACAAGGGAAAGAAGCGAGAAAUAAAGAUGAACUCUUUGGACUUAUAAAUAAAAUUCCGUAUUGUAGUUUAGUUCAAGUAACAGAAGAGGAAAACAAGUGGAAAUUCGUUGAUCCACCAUGUCCGCCUAUGACACAUUGUGUGAAUCAUAGAUUUGAUUGGAAAGUGCUUUUAUCAAAUUGAAUUAUAUCCAGCAUCUGUUACAUUAUUAUUUGAAGGUACAAAAUUAUUUAUAAGUUGAAAUGUCCUGUAUUAAAUUAAUUGUUAUUAUAUUAUUAUGAAUACUAUAUUAUAUUGUUAUUGAUAACCAAUAUACAGCUUAAUAUAU
This is a messenger RNA of Harmonia axyridis, 2223 nucleotides long. RefSeq names its product protein UBASH3A homolog (gene Epp). Gene Ontology annotation, molecular function: protein binding. The coding region runs from base 111 to 2078 and encodes 655 amino acids. Lineage: Eukaryota; Metazoa; Arthropoda; Insecta; Coleoptera; Coccinellidae. The transcript is spliced from 8 exons. The record is from RefSeq and is a predicted model, not a curated record.